AUGGACUUUUUGGUUGAUAAGAGUCAAGCAGGCUUUGUACCAGGAAGAUUAUUGAAUGACAAUAUUCUGCUAGGACAUGAGCUUGUAAAAGGAUAUUGCUGGAAAGGAGUCUCCCCAAGAUGUAUGGUCAAGAUAGAUAUGCAGAAGGCAUAUGACUCUUUGGAGUGGGUAUUUCUAGAGCAAGUGCUUACAGCAACGAACAUACCUAGUCAAUUCCUGAAGUGGAUAAUGACUUGUGUGUCCACUGUUUCCUAUUCAAUUAUGAUCAAUGCAAUUUUCUGCCUCAUCAGGGUUGAUUGCCAACCAAGGAAAGAGCUCUAUAUACUUUGGUGGAGUACCAAUACAAGUUUAACAGCAGAUUCUGAGCAGCUUGGGUUUCUUCAUGGGAUACCUGCCUUUUCGAUAUCUUGGUCGUUUGCAAUUGAUAAAGAGUGUGAUGAUAGCUAUUCAAUCUUUCUGGUCACAGAUCUUUCCUUUGCCAAAAAAGAUCCUGAUAAAGAUUGA
This is a messenger RNA of Nicotiana tabacum (common tobacco), 504 nucleotides long. Lineage: Eukaryota; Viridiplantae; Streptophyta; Magnoliopsida; Solanales; Solanaceae. The record is from RefSeq and is a predicted model, not a curated record.